UUUUCUCUCACUUGAGGCUGGAAGCCAGAGCUAGUUGUUUUCGGAAUCCGGAAAUGAUGAAAAAUGUUUCAGAGCGAAAAAGUCUUUUUGGUGAAAGAGCAAAAGUGACGGAAUGGAGAAGACUGGGGUGAUGUUGCGAAAUUCGUGAGAGCAGCAGCCCAGAUUGAGUGUAAAAAAGGAUCUGGGAGGGGAAAAGCAGAAGAAAGAUUUCUUUCUUGCGCUAAGAAAUUAAUGAAGGAGGCGCUAAUGAAGUUUCGCUGAAAGGAAAAAAAAUGAAAAUGGGGACAAGGCGAACUUGAACUUGGAGCAGUUGACAUGUGUGAAAGGGUCGGAGAGUGACUUUCUUGCAAGGUUUUUCACUUGAUCUCAAGGAGAGAGACCUGGCCCAUGUCCCAGGAGACAGACGCGCCUCCUCCUCUUGGGCCUGCAGGGCCGGGGAAGGAACCUUCUCAGGAGACAGACCUGCUUCUUUCCAGACCACAGGAUGCAUCUGACAGUCCCUGUGAACCAGGACACCAAAGGAAAACAGCAGAGGCACUGAUUCACAGAAACCAGGCUGCAGAUGGGCAAGGCCAGGUAUCUUGGGGUACUUCCACCAAUGGUGAUCUCAUUCGAACCCAGCCUCCACCGAGUGUUUCAGCGCUGGAGCGAAGUGAGGGAGAAGUGGGCAGGCCCCUAAAGGGCCACGCAGGCCUGAGCAACGGAAGUGGGGUUCACAACGGGGUCACGCCCGCCAGGCCCGAGCACAGAAAACUCCCCUCUCCCGUGUCUCAGAAAGUGCACAGGAAGCUGCAGGCGAGCUUGUCCGUGAGCAGCGACGGCAGCAAGAAGAGCGCAGCCAGCUCGGCGAACUCUCAGAAGCCAGGAUCAUCACCUGAAGACUGCUGUGUUCACUGCAUCCUGGCCUGCCUCUUCUGCGAGUUCCUGGCCCUCUGUAACAUUGUGGUGGCCCAGGCGUCGUGUGGUACCUGUACCUCGGAGGCCUGCUGCUGCUGCUGCGGAGAUGACCUGGGGGACGACUGUAACUGCCCCUGUGACAUGGACUGCGGCAUCAUGGAUGCCUGCUGCGAGUCGUCAGACUGCCUGGAGAUCUGCAUGGAGUGCUGUGGAAUCUGCUUCCCCACAUAAGCCGCAAUCGACACAUUCAGUCCUAUAUAAAGGAGGUGGACAACUAGGGUGACCAGCGUUACAGAGAGAUGUACACAGUGAGAGUUUAACUGCUGAAGCUUCAUGCAUCCUUUUCCUUACUUCAUGACAUGGACGCAGAUUUCAGAAAGGCCUUUGUACUGGAGAGCACGCAAAAGCCGUUUGUGUACGUGGAAUUCUGCGACAACGUAAAAUCGACAUGAGCGUACUUUAAAAUUGUUGUAGAGUAGUAUUACCAACUAUGCAGAGCUGAGGUUAAAUUUAAGAAAUAAAAAGUAAUGUUUCAAGCUGUAGGCAACUGUAAUUUUAAGUUAACACAGCUAUCUUGUCUCUGAGGUUUAUUCCGAUGUGCUCAAGAAGAUCUUUUAUAGUACUAUUGGCACUUUCACAUUAUUCUUUGGGUAGGCUCUUUUAUGGAAGGGUCUGGAGAGUAUUGUAAUUUUUUUUUUACACAAAUAGAAGGAUUGAGCAGGAUUUUUGUCUUUCGUUGCAAAGACCAUCUAAAUACCAGUAAGGUUUUCCAAUGAAAUGACCAAAAGAUGUUCAGGUGGCACAGAGGCUUUGUGAUACUCUUAUCAGUUAAUGCCUUGAGUGCUUUAGAACCCACUGAGUUUCCUGGGUCUUAUUUCUAACAUUAUUGUUAAAUUCCCAGGCUUAAAAAAACAAUCAUAAAUGUAAAAUAUACUGUUUUUAGAAGAUUUAUUUUAACAUUGUCUACUGUAGUUUGGUAAACAGGUUAUCUUAUGUUUUUAUAUUAUUUUGUAUGAAUGACAACUGUAAAACUAAGAAAAAUAGAAAAUACAGUAAAUUUAUAAAAAAAAUGCUUAGAAUUUUUCUGUGUUCUUCCAUGCUUCUUCUAAAACUUUAACAUGUUUUUGAGUGUGUAAAUUCUAUAAACGUAAAUAUUCACCCUUAUGUGUAAGGGAUGGUAAUUGAUAUAGUACCAUCUUUAACAUUUUCUUUUUAGUUUCCACAAACAUUGUCUAAGUAACACCAUCUCAACACAAUUUAAAUUUGAUCAAUUGUUUAUCUUUAUAAACAUACACAUACAGAACAUUGGAUGUUUGAAAAAAUGCUAAGUCUGGUGUGUUCAUGAAACUUUUCUAAAGGUUUCUUAAAUAGUUUAUAGUUAGGAGCAUUUUACGUGUGUUAAAUAUGUGAAUAAUCAUGCUCAACUAUUUACAAAAGGCAGGGAUACUCGUUUCCUGGGAUUGAUAUUGGAUUUGAAUCAAUGUUUGUGGAUUACACAAAGCUGUGGAUGUAUGAUGUAUACUCUUUGCUAUACAGAGUGAAGUGGGUUUUUUUUUUACAGUUUUGUCCCACGCUGCGUUUUUGUUUGCUGUUGAGGAGUUUUCUGUAAACUCAGCAGCAUUUGUCAGUGCAGCUAACAUGCAGCCCUAUUAUUAGAACUUCUAGUUAAAUACUAGAGGAACUUGGUCUUUCUAUUCAGCCGAUUUCACUUUUUCACUGAAUAUCACUUUUUUGUUGUUUGCAUUUAUUUCCUUAUAAAUAUAAUUAUUUCAGGUCAUAUUGAUUUAAACUUUUCCCCUUUGACUGCUGUUUAGGGUUAGGGACUGGUAUUAACGGCCCACUUUUUACAAGCUAAAAAGUGAUUGUUGAAGCACUAUGGUAUUACUGUACAUCCUACCUUCGUUACCACCUUGUUAGGCAUGUCCAUUAUUGUAUUUGAUGAAAAGACUAUAUAAAGGACCAAAACAAAUAUACAUCUGUGAUUUCACACAGAAAAUGUCACCAAAUUUGAGGAAACUCUUAAGAGGAGAUUUAACAUGGUGCUUGAUAUUUUUAAUGACUGCUUUACAUUGUCUUCUGUGGUCAGUUUCUUUUGUUUUCCUCCAUAAUAUAUUAGCACAAAGUAUUUGUCUCUGAAGCAGAGAAUGUUUAGUAAUGCAUACUGUAUAGAUGCUAAUAGUAUUUUCUACUUAAUCUAUUCUGUCAUUUGUAGCCAUUAUAUUUUUCUACUGGUAGAAUUAACAUUUAAGUACCAUUUAUAGUAGAAACUCUCAAACUUAAAUGUAGAUAAUGUGAAAGUACUAUUUCCAUUGAUAAAAUAUUAUUUAUCUUCUCUAAAAGUACAGUUUUAGUUUUAUACCCUAUUAGACUUCAGUGUUUUCUUUUUCUGUUUUGUCUCACUGAUCCCCCCCCCAGCAUAUGCCAAACUUUACUGUGUGUAUAACGUUCGGGUGUAAACUGUAAAACUGAAUACUGUUGAAAAUAAAAUGCAUAAAGACUUAUA
Messenger RNA from Lepisosteus oculatus (spotted gar), 3400 nucleotides. RefSeq names its product MyoD family inhibitor domain containing (gene mdfic). The record is from RefSeq and is a predicted model, not a curated record. Lineage: Eukaryota; Metazoa; Chordata; Actinopteri; Semionotiformes; Lepisosteidae.